Paramecium sonneborni is the source of this 3529-nucleotide messenger RNA. The record is from the annotation of a GenBank genome assembly. NCBI's taxonomy places the organism in Eukaryota, Ciliophora, Oligohymenophorea, Peniculida, Parameciidae.
AUGCUCAAAUCUCAAAGUCUCAUUAAGGCCAUACGCAAAUAUCGAAUGACCUUCGAUAAUAAGUAAUAUUAAUCAUGGAAAUGGCAUAACUAUACUUAGUGGGCCGAUCUUUCAUUCAGACCCUUAAUUAUUAUGUAGAUCAUUUUUAUCAUCAUUAAAUUAUCAACUGUAGCCAAUAAUACACUAUUGUGGAUCAUUUUUGGAGCUCAAAUUUUUGUUCAUUUUAUCCUCUUUUCAUUUGUUCCGAAAAUCAUUUACAAAGAAUCAAAAUUUUUAUAGAUUGUACCUCUAAUCUAAUAGGAAUGCUUUUGUAUACUUUGUUACUUUGUUUUAAAUGAAAGUUACCUUAUGUUUUACACUGCUAUUUGUGUCAUCUUUCAAAGCAUGUACUCCACAAUCUUAUGUAAAUUAUUUGCUCUUGCCAUCUUUUUUAUUUAAACUUUCUUCCUUUCCAAUAUAUCAUCUUUUGAAGGAUUAUAUCUAACUCUCUCUCUAAUGAUUAUGUAAAUUAUCAGAAAAGAACUUUAAUAAUUGCAGCAUUUCAUCAAUUUAUAAGCCUUAUUUUUAAUUAUUGAUUCUACACCUUAAGCUAUGUGUAUUGCACAUAAAGAUAAAAAUUGGUUACUCUAUUCAAAUAAGGUAUUUGAUAAUUUAGCUUAAAAAUUGGAGAGUACAAAUCAAUCAGAAACUGAUUAAUCUCCAGAAAAAACAACUUCUAACAACUUGACUAAAAAUUAAUUAACCUUUUUGUAAAAUCUAUAACUGGAUGAAUUAAAUAAUAAUCAAAAAUCUGCUCAAUUUGAUUUGGAUGAUGAUGAUCUAUACAUUGAGGAUCAAUAUAAAAUAAAGAAUGUAAUAUAUAGUAAAGAUAAAAAUACAAUAUAAUCUUCAAGAGCAUUUUUUUAUGAUACUCCAACAGAUAGACCUAAAAAUCAUGUAUAAUUUUAAAAGUUUUUCCAAUCAUUUAAGAAUCCUGAAGAUGAAUCUAUAAUAAAAAAGACUUUUACAUCUGAUGUAGCAAUGAAAAUUGAAGUUAACAAUCCUCCUUAAUAACAUUUGACAUCAGCAGGUAAGAAGAGUCCACGUAAAAAAUCAAAUAUUCCAAAUAUAAAAGUACCUAAACCAUAUAUGACUCCAAGUCGAAAAAUAUCAGCAGAUUGUUUAUUGAAUAGUAAAGAAAAUAGAAGUUCAGGUCAUAAAUAAUCUUUAUUAGAUUAAGAAGGAAAUUUGAUUAAUAAAACAAAACCUAUAUAUGUUCACAAAAUGAAAUUCUUAAUUAAUGUAUUAGAAAACUGUAAAUUUUUUGAUAAUGAUGAUGAAUUGUAAAUAUAUUUUAUUCAUGAGGUAAAUUAAAUUCUGUUAAGAGCGAAAUUAAAAAAAUUAGAAUCAAUAAAAAAAAAUUUGUUAAGAUCAAUAUCUCAUGAAUUAUUAACAAAUUUCAAUGCAGUCUUCGGAUUUAUAAAGCAAAGUUAGGAUAGAUUACUAAAGUAGGAAUCUUGUCAUUUGUAAUUAGAAUAGGCAUUAAGUUACACAAAAUUACAACUUUAUAAGAUAUAUGAUUUUUUUGAUUAUAGAGAUAUUUUGGAGGAUAGUUUUUAAUUGAAAUAAGAUAAAUUUGAUAUUAAUACAGUAAUUUUGGAAUGUGUAGAUUUGUUUAGAAAUCAGAUUGAGAGGAAAUCUUUAUUGAUAAAUGUAGAAUUGCCUGAAACAUCUUAAAUAAUAAGUGGAGAUAGACAAAGAUUGUGUUAAGUAAUUUUAAAUUUGAUAGGGAAUUCUAUUCGAUUUACUUAUUAAGGAGGGAUUAGUAUAAUAGUUCAAAAAUAAGAAUACAUAGAAUCUAUGGUAGGAAUAGAUGUAAAUUCUGCAAUUUAAGAAGAUAAUAAUAAUUUAAUUGAAGUAUAGGUGAAUGAUACAGGAAUAGGUAUGACAGAAGAUGAGUUAAGCAUUUUAAGAAAAAAGGUAUUGCUAUAAAUUAGAGUAGUUACACUUAACUGAUGAAGAUGAAAAGGUAUCUAAACAUUCAGUAGGAAUUGGAUUAGGAUUGUCAGUUAGUAAAUAGAUAAUAAAAUUAAUGGCUCCAAAGAAUUAAAAUUAUCUUUCUGUUGAAUCAAUUAAAGAUGAAGGAACUCGAUUUAAUUUUCUAUUGAAUUAUUAUGAAGAAUCAAAUCAAAAUUCUAAUUUCUUAUAAAGAUCUAAUAAUCAUACUGUACCAUUUUUAGAUGCACAAAGUACUUAAUAAGUUCGUGUUAUGAAUUAUAAUAAAUGUAAUAAUAUACAAAUCACAGAUAAAGUUGGUUAAUCAGAAAUGUAGAUAGAUAUACUUUUAAAUUCAUGUAAUUGUAAAAUUGCUUUGAUUGUUGAUGAUGAAGAAUUUAAUAUAGAAGUUCUUUCUCAUAUGGUUAAAUAAUUAGGAUUUGAAAUAGAUUCUGCAUUUAAUGGUAAAUAAGCCUUAGAAAAAGUAUAAACAUAAUUACUUAAAAGAUGUAAUUAAUUCAAUUGUGUUGGAUAUAAUUGUAUCUUAAUGGAUAUUAAUAUGCCAAUGAUGAAUGGAUGGGAAACUGUGUAAAGAAUUAGACAAAUUGAAAAUGAAAUUCAUCUAACCAGAACUAUUCCUGUUAUUGCAGUUACAGGUUUCUGUAGUAUUAAAGAUUAAUAAAAGAGUAUUAAUGAAGGAUUUAAUAGUGUUUUAAUUAAACCAGCUACAAAAGAAAAGUUAAUAGAAACUUUUAAUCGACUCUGUAUCUGAUUAUUUAUUAUUAUAUUUACUCUUUAAGUUGUAAAUUAUAGAAUGUUAAAUUAAUAUUCACAACAUUUAUAUUAAUAAAAUUAACAAUGUCAUCACUUGUUAAAAAGUCAAAGGAUACAUACGAUUUAUUGAUCAAACUAUUACUCAUUGGAAAUUCUGGAGUUGGCAAAACAUAAAUAUUGCUGAGAUAUACAGAAAAUCAAUUUAAAACUUCAUGUCUAAGUACAAUAGGUAUUUUUCAACACUUUCCAAUCUAUAAGGAAUCGAUUUUAAAAUCAAAAAAAUAUAAGUCGAUGAUAAAGUAAUCAAAAUGUAAAUUUGGGAUACUGCUGGAUAAGAACGAUAUUAAACCAUUACUUAAACAUAUUACAAAGGAGCUAUGGGAAUUAUACUUGUCUUUGCUGUCAAUGAUUAAGAAACUUUUAAUGAUAUCGAUAAAUGGAUGAAUCAAAUCAAAUAGCAUGCAAGUGACAAUAUCAUUAAAGUAUUAAUAGGUUAAUUUAUAAUAUUAUUAUUAUCAUUAUUUUAGGAAACAAAACAGAUCUUCCAGAUAGAUGCAUUACUUAUGAUUAAGCUCUCAAAUUAGCAUAAAAAUAUAAUAUACCUUACUUUGAAACUAGUGCAAAGGAUGGAAUUAAUAUUAAUGAUACUUUUUUAUAAAUUGCCAAACUUGUCAAAGAAUAAACAGAAAAACUUCCAUAACAAUAAAAUCGUUCAUUCAAUAAAUUAAGUCCAACUUAAAAUCAUGAUUAAUAAAAAUAGGAUUAGCCUAUGUGUUGUUGA